Molecule: messenger RNA, 1554 nt
Organism: Penicillium lagena
Lineage: Eukaryota; Fungi; Ascomycota; Eurotiomycetes; Eurotiales; Aspergillaceae
Product: Zn(II)2Cys6 transcription factor domain-containing protein
Exons: 4
Coding region: 1-1554 (517 amino acids)
Biological process (GO): regulation of DNA-templated transcription
Molecular function (GO): zinc ion binding; DNA-binding transcription factor activity, RNA polymerase II-specific
Source: RefSeq, a predicted model, not a curated record
AUGGUCUACAAUGGCAAGCCGAGCAUGGGAUGCCGCAAUUGUCGGCAGCGGCAUAUCAAGUGCGAUGAGGCUCGGCCCCAUUGCAGGGCAUGUACACGAACAGGUCGUGCAUGUCCAGGCUAUCCGGAUCCGUUUGAUGUGAUGCACCGGGACCACACACCGUCCUUCAGGAAGCCCCAACCACUGCCAUAUUCUCCUGCCACAUCGGGCGGUGCAACCAGCCCGGACAAGGCCUUACCCGAUCUUCCGUCAAAUCUCUUAGUCUCAAGGCGGGCUCCCUCCAUGAGAGCAUUUCCAAUGGCAAGCGGACCCUGGCCGCCAUCGUUGCCCCCGGGUCUUUGUCAACCACUGGAAGACACCGUGGUUCCAAUUUUCUUUAAUUGCUAUCUAUACCUUCAAAAGGAUCCCCACAUUCGCAAUGGCUUUAUGGAAAUCCUGCCGCAAAACUACUCACACACCCAGCCAAAUUCACAUCUCCAUGUCAGCACAUUGGCUAUUGCAUUCUUCUCGGUGGCGGCCUGGACUGGUGAGGCUUCUCUGCUUCGUGCGUCGGAGCAGUAUUUUACCAAAGCAUUACCUAAAGUCCGGGAGGCGUUACAGGACAACGUUGAUGGUGAACUAGAUGACAUUCUUUUAUCAAUUCUUUUGCUUUCGACUUACGAGGAAUUCAUUGCAAUGAGAGAUUGGAAAUUGCCCAUGAAAGCCCAUCUGAGAGGUGCGAUCGCCUUGAUCAAUAACCGUCGAUCGAAGCGGCUCGAGACUCCAUCUUCGUCGAUUAUCGAUCAUUCCAUUCAGACACAGAUUAUCAAAACCACACGCGGUUUGUCUAAUCCCAUGGUCCCGACCCCAAAAGUAUGGCCUCUCUCCCGGCCAAAGCUCCCGCCAGCACCCCGUCCAAUGCUUGCCACAGCCGCAUCAGAGCUAGUUGAUUUGCGACAUGCCUGGGAUAGCAUGAUGGACAAGUCACCGAAUGAAGACACCGCAACAGCUAUCCUAAAUAAGGCAACCGAUAUCGACGUAAGCCUCGCUGCCUGGUCACAAUCAGUUCCACCCCACUGGGCGCCCGUUGCAGCCGUCCUGAUUCCCCAAUCCGUCCGCGAUGCAGGCCUCUACCGUCAUCGCUGCGACUGCUACUCCGACAUGUGGAUUGCCACCACAUGGAACACGUACCGCGAAUGUCGCAUCGUAGUACAAAUCAUCAUUCUCAACUGUCUUCGCAUAUUAUCGUCAUCCCAGGAUGUGGAUGGAUCCAGAGCCGCAUCUGUGAUUGCAACGGCACAUGGCCUCGUCGAUGAUAUCUGUGCGACAGUGCCUUUCUUCCUAGGCAGCCAGCUUGAGUCGGUGCGCAUGAAGUUCGGACUCGUCGAGUACCCGUCUGCAGAAACGCGGCCUGUUACUCUCACGCACAAUCAUACUGCUCCGUUGAUAGGUGCGUGGUUCGUUAUGCCUUUUCUCCGGAAUUUGAAGGCUUCGAGCUUAGGUUUGCCUCAGGAGCAGUUGGAUUGGUUACAGCGGCAGAUGGAGCGGAUUUUGUUCAUAUACUUCCGGCAGUAA